Messenger RNA from Amoebophrya sp. A120, 853 nucleotides. The record is from the annotation of a GenBank genome assembly. NCBI's taxonomy places the organism in Eukaryota, Dinophyceae, Syndiniales, Amoebophryaceae.
AUGGGCCCGGUGGGGAACGCAAGAUGCGGCUACGCACGCGUCGCGGCACAAACGGACUUCAGCACGCGGAUAUUUGCAGAAAACCUUUCAUUUUGCGGCUAUUUUCAGACCAGGGAGCAGAAGAAAAACUUUCAGUCCCAGUUUAUUCUGCUGUGUCGGCAGCUGAAGACCGAUUUGAAAGUGUUCGAUUUCGUGCAAGACCGCGCGCCGGAAUGCUAUCAAACGGUGCUCAUCUUCUGGAAAAAUCUCAAGAACAGGUGGAACAAAGUACCAAAAUGAAAAGCCGAAGGAAAUGAUCGUGUAGUUGUCUAUCUGUGCACAAAUAAUGGAACUCAAGCAGAGUAAGUAGUCUACUUGCUGCAGCUCCUCUUCUCAAAGCUUUAUAAAAUUCUAGAUAUGAGUUUAUGCAGUGUGCUUUUUCGCCGUUUCAGUUUCACUUUCGCUUCAUGGGCGAAGUAUCUGCCAUUCUAAAUAGACCGCGAAUACAUCAGUCCUACAACAACACAUAGAGGUCGUUUGCAUUUCGCCUGACCAAUUGUAACUGACAUUUCAGUUCUUGAGAUCAGUUCAGCCGAGCAGGUCUUAUUUCCAUAGCUGCGUGCGGAAGUUUCUGCUGAGGUUUCUCCCGGUGCUGCUGAAAAUAUGAACUGCAAAAGUAUCGUACUCGUAUAAAUGCAUUACAAAUUUCCAUAGCAUGAGAAAUAAAAUUUGUAAUGCUGAUUCACCUCAAGAAAAAGAUUUGUAAUGCAUGACUGCAAUACGAGUACGAUACUUUUGCACAGGAUAGGAAAAACCUUCCAGCAACGACGCCUUCACGUACCAGUUGUGCUCCCGAUUGCGGUAUCAAGUGUAA